This is a messenger RNA of Andrographis paniculata, 1371 nucleotides long. RefSeq names its product mitotic checkpoint protein BUB3.2. The transcript has 9 exons. NCBI's taxonomy places the organism in Eukaryota, Viridiplantae, Streptophyta, Magnoliopsida, Lamiales, Acanthaceae. Gene Ontology annotation, cellular component: kinetochore; bub1-bub3 complex; phragmoplast. Gene Ontology annotation, biological process: mitotic spindle assembly checkpoint signaling. The record is from RefSeq and is a predicted model, not a curated record. Gene Ontology annotation, molecular function: ubiquitin binding. The coding region runs from base 188 to 1207 and encodes 339 amino acids.
UGUUUCAAGAUCGAGUGAAUGAGCGUGGAGCCUUUCUUUCUUUAUGCGAAUUUAAAUUUGAAUUUGAAUUUGAACUGUUCGUCCGUCCGACUGCCCCACUAACAAAUCUCUCCCUUUUGGAAUCGCUAGUCAUCCCACCAAGAUCUCUGAGCCUGCGCCUAGAUUUGUUGUCGUUUUCGGGAUAAUCAUGUCGACGGCGCCACCAGCGAUGGGGAGAGAGCUGUCGAAUCCUCCCACGGACGGGAUUUCCAACCUCCGUUUCUCCAACCACAGUGACCAUCUUCUCGUCUCCUCUUGGGACAAGAGCGUUCGAUUGUACGAUGCUAGUGCCAAUGCGCUUAGGGGAGAGUUCAUGCACGGAGGGCCUGUGCUUGACUGUUGCUUUCACGAUGACACCUCCGGUUUUAGUGCUUCUGCCGAUCACACUGUUAGAAGGCUUGUGUUCAACUACAAUAGGGAGGAUAUUUUAGGGAGGCACGAUGCACCCGUUCGUUGUGUUGAGUACUCUUAUGCAACUGGGCAAGUUAUCACUGGUAGUUGGGAUAAAACGUUGAAGUGCUGGGACCCCAGAGGUGCAAGUGGUCAAGAGCGCUCUUUAGUUGGAACUUACACCCAACCCGAGCGUGUCUACUCAUUGUCUCUUGUUGGAAAUCGUUUGGUGGUUGCUACUGCUGGAAGACAUGUAAAUGUGUAUGACCUGCGAAACAUGUCUCAACCUGAACAAAGGAGGGAGUCUUCUUUGAAAUACCAAACACGUUGUGUCCAAUGUUAUCCUAAUGGCACAGGUUAUGCGCUUAGUUCUGUUGAAGGUCGUGUUGCAAUGGAGUUCUUUGAUCUCUCAGAGUCUGGCCAAUCUAAAAAGUACGCAUUUAAAUGCCAUCGGAAGUCAGAAGAUGGAAGGGACAUUGUCUACCCUGUAAAUGCCAUUGCCUUUCACCCAAUAUAUGGAACUUUUGCCACUGGAGGUUGCGACGGUUUUGUUAAUGUGUGGGAUGGAAACAAUAAGAAGAGGCUGUAUCAGUAUGCGAAAUACCCGACAAGUAUUGCAGCAUUGUCAUUCAGCAGAGACGGCAGACUUUUGGCUGUGGCAUCGAGCUAUACAUAUGAAGAGGGAGAUAAACCGCAUCAUCCGGAUGCCAUAUUCGUGCGCAGCGUGAACGAAGUGGAGGUUAAGCCCAAGCCCAGAGCACCAAAUCCUGCUUCUUGAUCUUCAUCUUGAUCUUGAUCUCGACAUUCCAUGCCUUUGUCUGGUUCCUUCUGGUGUGGUGUAACCAUCCAUAUACAUAUACAAAAUAUUAGGAUUUCAAAUAUGGCUUGAUUAUCAUCAUUUUCUCCUAUGAUUAUAUAUAGUGAGUGCCACAAUCAUCUCUC